AUAUAUAUAUGGAUGUACAUUCAUAGAUAUAUACAUAUUUAGACACUCACUUGUUAAUAUAUAGUUAUAUAUUCUAAAGUGACAAUAUUAUAUGAAUAUAGCUAAUAUCAAUGUUACCGGAACGAAAUCGACCGAAGAAUCACACAGCAUUUAAUUCUGAGAACAGUGGAUUGUACCUCAGUGAAAAACUGUCCUCCUUGUUUAUGGAAUACGGACACGUGCGAUGUUUGUAAAGCUUAGCCGAAUGGAUUUCAAUAAAAGACUUCUUUAAAUCAUAAGGAGUACCACUGAUAACUGAAAUCAUACAAGCGUUUAACAGUAGUUUCAUUGAGAUACUAUAUUCCACUGAAAUGACCAAGGUAUUUGGAGUAGGUAUUUUGUCUACGUUAGAGAUUUAUGUGAAGAUCGUAACACACGAAAAAUGACAGGGAGUUUUUGAUUGCUGAAAAAAGAACCAUUAGUAGAGCAUAAUUGCGUGAGUCAUCAAAAAGACCAACUUGAAAACUAAUACUACGUGAUCAACUCGUGAGCUGCAAAUAAUCUGUUCCUGAGUAUAAUUUAUUUUGAAGAAAUAACGCACAUAACAAUUUUGUCAAAGGGAAUUGACUUUCUGCAUUCCAAUAUAUAUUUUCACGGAUAUUUGCAAUGUGUUUUAUUGAAAACCUAUUUAAAAUUCCUUAUUAUAAAGAUUAUAUAAUCCUAUGACAAUCAACACACGUUGGUCUCUGGAGAGUUCAACGCUAGUGUGGUGAAAGAAUUAAGGUUGUGUCCAAAAGGCAAGAAAGUGCCUGUCACUAAGGUUGUUAAUCGGAUGCGUGUUCCCAUGACGACGAAGGCUUUUGAAGUGCUAUUAUGGCUACAAACUGGCCUCGUUCUAGCCGUGGCAGUUGUGCUGCGGGUGACGUCGGCCGAAUGCAAAUUCCCCAGUUUUAUGCACACGGAGCAGAAUGCUUGGGUACGAGGUUACGAAAAAGGUGACCGAUUUGUGGCGUACUUUCAAGAUGGUAUUAUGAAAGCUAGUAGUUGUCGUGAUCGACAAUGUACACGAUACGAAAGAAAAUGUAUAGAAGAGUUCCCUAACGGUAAAUAUAUAGCAUCUCACAUAGAAAUUGCUCAUACGACCAGUUAUGUUUGUAUGGAAUUCUUGCGUCGAGGUGAAAUCAUUGUUCAGCUAAAACAAUCAGAAAUAUCUAAAACGAAUUAUCCAGAUCUUUGUAAUACGUUAAUGUUAGAUAUGUGGCCAUUAGUACUGCUAGAAAAACUACUUGAGCACAAAGUUAGCUGCCCAUUCUCAGGGGGUUACAAUUUACAAAUGUUUGAUAGCAGUGGGUCUGCGCUAUGCCGUGAAGAAAUAGUUCCUAUUAGGCUAGAAAGUGAAUGUGAAUCUGGAGAAGGUAUGAUGAUUCAUUUUAGAACGAAGGCUUGUAUACACAAAGAUUUAAAUAUGGAAGUAAAACAGAAAUUAUAUUGUCUUGCACAUUGGAAUGAAGGCCCGUUCAGAUUCAUCAUUCUUCGAGAAAAAAAUCGACGCGACCAUAUCUGGUCUCUACGUGUAAAAGAACCUGUUAAUGAAAUCAAAACCGCAGCUUUAUUCAUGGUGCCUGUCUGUGACACUGGGGAAGAAAUUACUCAAACGAAAAUGUAUCUGGAAUUGAAACUUGAUAAGUACGUGGUGUCAACAACCUGCGCCGACGAGUUCAAAGAUUGCGCACAAUACGUGCAGUUUUGUGAUUCAGGGUAUCGCCAACAUUGCUCAAAUUCAUGUCGAGACUGUCGUCAAGACGUAAUUAAAUUAUGUCCGUUUUCUGAGCGCUUGCGUAGCACUUGGGUGCAAAGCAUGAAAAAAAAUAAGCAACUCUCCAUAAAUAUCACACAUUACCAAAUCUCUAUUCAAACUCUUGGGAUGUUUCACUGCCUGGUUGCCAAAGGUAAAAGUACACCAGAUAGUGAUGUUCUUUUACAAUUGUUCCAGAAUGGAUGUUACCCAAGAUACACAUGUCUUCAAAUUGAGAAAACAGCACCGUCAGUUAUAAGAUAUCGACUCGGACGCAGUAUAGAAUGGCCCCUUGCUCACCCAGGAGAGUUGAAGACAUAUAUCUGUAGUGAAAACCACUUUGAUUACAGCCCGGAUGUUCAAGCCGUCCAGAGAAAACCAAUGACCGUGUUAGUAAAUCUCAAAAAAACACACUUCGUUAACUGUAACUUACAUCCCGUGAUUAGUAGGUAUACCUUGUUGAGAGAUGAUAAUUUUUGUGAAUAUUGUCUUAUGCAUGAUCCCAGUCUAUCAUCAGAUCGGAUUGUGUUAUAUAGCUUGAACUGCUCUACGAAACCGAGGCAUAUUAAUCUGGCAUGUUUGGCUUCAUUCGAUAUCAACGCUCAAACCAAAGCAGUAGUUCUUAAAGCAGUCCACCGCAAACAUAAUUUUGUUUGCUGGGUUUUCACAUCACGAAACAAAAUUCUUGUGCUACCACCAUCUGACUGUACCAACACUACAGCUCAUGAACAACCAAUUAUCGGAGGCAGAGAAGACGAAGCCUCGGAGUUUUCCAUUAUGAAAGAUGUAUCUCGAACAUGUGAAGAAUUAUGUCUAACUUCAACGCCAUCCUACCUCACGGCUAACACUACGUUAUUACCGUCAAGCAGCUAUUGGGAUAAUAGUUCAGGUGUAUACCGUCCGCAAGCAGAAACGUCAGCAAAUUCCAAAGGAACAUUACCAGAAUGCAAUCGCAAGAACACUUAUGUAAUCACAGUUAUGUCUGUAUUAUUUUUUCUGAUACCUCUUGUUUGUGUCCCCGCCUAAUGAAUGGUCGAUUGUAAGUAUUGAGCGUGUGUUAGCAAACUAUUUUGAAUCACUCAGUUUUGCAUCCAAUUAUCAUAAGAAGAAAAAAAAUAUCCAUUACUGUAUUUUGUAUCAAUGGAACUACUUUCAGAAAUUCUGAGCUGGCUGACGAUAUGAAAGGACUGAUCUAUUCCCAGAACAAUACAACCAAUAUAUAUAUA
Messenger RNA from Octopus sinensis (East Asian common octopus), 3000 nucleotides. RefSeq lists its product as uncharacterized. The coding region runs from base 812 to 2800 and encodes 662 amino acids. The record is from RefSeq and is a predicted model, not a curated record. NCBI's taxonomy places the organism in Eukaryota, Metazoa, Mollusca, Cephalopoda, Octopoda, Octopodidae. The transcript is spliced from 7 exons.